AGCACGUUCCUUAUCUUCUUUUCCUUCCUCCUAUAACGCAAAUUAUUAGCAAUGGGAGAACCCAUUUACUACGGGUUGUUGUUGUUGUUGUUGUUCCUCUUUCUUCUACAUUCAUCAUUAAUAAUUGCGUCAAACUCGAAAGGGAACGAUCCAAUUCCCGCUGAUUGGCCUCACCAGUUCCACUCAGUGCUCUUCAUCAACCGAAGCGGUUCUCUUCAGAAGACUGAUCUAUGGUACGAUUGGCCCAAUGGCCGCAACUUCAACAUCAUCCAACAUCAACUGGGAGUCCUCAAAUACGACCUCGAAUGGAACAAUGGCACCUCCUUCAUCUACACUCUCCCUCCCUUCAAUGAAACCUGCAAGAUCCUUCACUUCGACGUUGGUAUUCUCCGCCCUAACUGGCUCGACGGUGCUAAUUACUUGGGUCAGGACUAUGUUGACAAUUUCCUCUGUAAUGUUUGGGAAAAAGUUGACUUUAUCUGGUACUACGAGGAUGUCGGCACUCGAAGACCCGUCAAGUGGAUCUUCUUCUCCGGGAUGGUUGCUCAUGUGAUGACAUUUGAGGUUGGAGCGGUGCUUGAGGAUGAAAACUGGCAGGCUCCUGUUUACUGUUUUGUUGAGGACGAGACACAGAACAAAAGUAGUAGUGCCCUCUUGGAUUCAGAAGCUGCUGUUCUCAGUGGGUUUCAUGAUAUGUUGACGAGAGAGUUACCCCAUCCUGCGUAUGCUAAGUAAUUGUGAGAAUGGCGAAAGCACUUUAUUAAAUAUAUCGAAUAAUUUAUGUCAUUUGUUUUGUGAUGGGAUGCUUGUUAAUUGAUUUGUUGGAUGAAUACCCGUUUAUAAAUCAGUAC
Molecule: messenger RNA, 851 nt
Organism: Abrus precatorius (Indian licorice)
Lineage: Eukaryota; Viridiplantae; Streptophyta; Magnoliopsida; Fabales; Fabaceae
Exons: 2
Coding region: 52-735 (227 amino acids)
Source: RefSeq, a predicted model, not a curated record